Sycon ciliatum is the source of this 1425-nucleotide messenger RNA. RefSeq lists its product as uncharacterized. Lineage: Eukaryota; Metazoa; Porifera; Calcarea; Leucosolenida; Sycettidae. The transcript has a single exon. Bases 1 to 1425 code for a protein of 474 amino acids. The record is from RefSeq and is a predicted model, not a curated record.
AUGCGCGGAGCUCCUGCCCUGCCAAGGACAAAGAGGUGCCGUCAAUGCGGAAAAUGUGGCCACUACGAGCGAGUGCACCGGUCUCGCCAUAACCAGCAGUCCGUGUCUGCAACCGAGGUGUCCGACACUUACACAGAUGACAGAGCGCAUCUCAACACAGAAGCUCUGUUCGUGGGCGACGUCAAGUCCAGCCAACGGUCGUGGAGAGUCGGAGUGCUGCUACAGGGCACCUGCGUAGACUUCAAGAUUGAUACGGGAGCAGAUGUCUCCGUUAUGUCAGACGCCCUGUACCACCAGCUCCAGAAUCCUCCAGUGCUCAAGCCGUGCACCAAACGGCUGAUCAGCACCGCCAACACACCGCUCCACACCGUUGGCCUGUUCACAGCGUCUGUGACGUACCCGCCAUCAGGUGCCAGCGCCGUUAUCACUGUGUGCGUCGUACAAGGGCUCCGUCACGCAUUGCUUAGCUGCAGCGACUCACUUUCGCUGGGUCUUAUCAAUCCCCUCUUCUCUAAUGACGGCGUUCCUCCAGACGUAAAGCUGUCUUCCGAUGUGCCAAACGAUGGGCCAAAUGCCAUGCAGAGCGCGGCAGUUAUCCCUUCCGGCUCUGAACCUGUUCCAGUAGCACCCUCUGCAGCUGACCGGAUUCCGGAAGCCGUGCUCGCCGACUUUCCGUCCCUGUUUUCCGGCUUAGGCAGCCUCAAGGAGCCCUACUCGAUUCCUCUCACCGACGGUGUCAAACCGUUCUGCCCCUACACAGCCCGCAACGUGGCGCUGCCAAUUCGCCCACAGGUAGAAGCUGAGCUGCAACGCAUGGAGGACUUGGGCGUCAUCCGGCGUGUCCUCGAGCCAACAGACUGGUGUGCCGCAAUGGUCGCCGUACCGAAGGCUACAGGUGCGGUCCGCAUAUGCGAAGACCUGAAACCGCUCAACGAUGCUGUACGUCGUUCGCAUCACCAGCUCCCUACAGUCGACGAGACACUCGGUCAGAUCGGCGAUUCCACAGUCUUCACCAAGCUCGAUGCUAACAGUGGAUUCUGGCAAAUUCCACUCGACGAGGCGUCCCGGCUUCUGACUACCUUUAUCACACCUCAGGGUCGAUUUUGUUACACCAAGCUUCCAUUCGGCAUAUCGUCAGCACCGGAAAUCUUUCAGCAGCGGAUGUCCGCCAUCCUACAGGGUUUGGAGGGUGUCGUUUGUCAAAUGGACGACAUUCUGGUACACGGCCGCACUCAGGAGGAACACGAUCACCGCUUACGUGCCGUUCUCACGCGCCUGGUCCUAGCGGGUCUCACGCUGAACCCCGCUAAAUACCAAUUCUCAGCCCCGAAUCUCACGUUUUUCGGGGUACACCUCACUCCCGACGGCGUCAGACCUGAUGACGGCAAGACUGAAGCUAUCCGGGUCUUCAGAACCCCGCAGUAA